This is a messenger RNA of Entrophospora candida, 753 nucleotides long. The record is from the annotation of a GenBank genome assembly. NCBI's taxonomy places the organism in Eukaryota, Fungi, Glomeromycota, Glomeromycetes, Entrophosporales, Entrophosporaceae.
AUGUUUACAACUGCUAACGUUGUCAUUCUUCUUGAUUAUUUGUUAACAUCACAAUCUGAUUUGACAUCUGAGCUAAAUUGUGAUGUUAGCUUAGAUGAUGAAUCAAAUUAUGAUGUUGGCCCAGAUUACAAAACUGAAGUCGAUGAUACACAACUUGAACCAGGAAUUGCUACCGAUAAUAUUGCUGUAAUUGAACAGCACGAUAACAAAUUUUUUUCACUAUCAUCAUUUUUAUCUACAAUCAACACCAAUAUGCUUCAAUUUAUCAAAUCAAUUCAAUCAUUCAAACUAUCGUCAUCUGAUAACACUGAAAAAAUUGAAGCGAUCAAAUCACCAUUGUUGUCUGAAAAUACUGAAAACUUGAGUGAAAAAAUUAAAGCAAUCAAAUCAUCGUCGUCGUCCGACAACACUGAAGAACUCAAAACAAUCGAAUCAUCAUACUUGUCCAAUGAGAAUGAGUGUAAUGGCAAUGACUAUUCUUCAUCAUGCCAAUCAUUAUUGUCAGCAAUUGAUACUGACAUACUUCAAGUGAUUGUAUUAUUGUCACUAAAAAAUAUUGAAGAAUUCAAAGCAUCUUACUCGAAGAAAGAUUUAAAUUGCUCAAGUAUUGAUUUUAGUUCAAAUGAAAAAGAAUGCUUGUCCAAUGAGAAUGGCAACAGCAAUGACAAUUCUUCAGUAAUUGAAUUGCCACAAUCACAUUGUUAUCAGCAAUCAACACUGACGCACUUAAAGUCAUUGAAUCAUUAUCUUUAA